UUACUUUUGAAAUGGCGACAUUUCCGGACGCAGCAACGCGGCGGCAUGACUCCGUGUCCGCGCUGUUUAUGAGGAAAGUCAGAUUUAUUUUUGUAUUUAGAUAGAAACAAGUGAACGUUUAGUUAAGCAUUUAUUCUUGAUCCCUACGUGCCGUUUAUAGUUCCUGCAAUUACAAUGGGAAAACCAGAUUUCAACGGCGGAGGUCGCGGAGGCGGCGGCGGUAGAGGCGGAGGACGAGGCGGCGGCCGUGGAGGCGGACGGGGGGGAUUUGGAGGAGGCGGAGGCCGAGGAGGUUUCGGCGGCGGCCGAGGCGGAGCCGGCGGCGGCAAGUUUGAGAAGCGCGGGGGCGGAGGCCGGGGCUUCGGCGGACGCGGGGGCGGCGGUCGCGGCAGGGGAGGACCUCCAAAAAGGGGAGGUUUCAAGGGAGGAAAGCAAGUUAUCAUUGAACCACACAGGCACGCUGGUGUUUUUAUAGCUAGGGGCAAAGAAGACGCAUUGGUUACAAAGAAUUUGGUGCCUGGUUCAGAAGUUUACGGUGAAAAGCGGAUAUCUGUUGAGAACGAAGGCGAGAAAGUGGAGUACAGAGUAUGGAAUCCAUUCCGGUCCAAAUUGGCCGCCGCUAUCAUGGGCGGAGUGGACGCUAUACACAUGCCUCCCGGUUCCAGGGUCCUGUAUUUGGGGGCUGCCAGCGGUACCACAGUUAGUCAUGUUUCGGAUAUUGUUGGGCCGGAGGGUCUGGUGUACGCAGUGGAGUUCUCGCACAGAUCCGGACGAGAUCUGAUAAAUGUUGCCAAGAAAAGGACAAAUAUUAUACCGAUUAUUGAAGAUGCAAGGCAUCCAUUGAAAUACAGAAUGCUAGUCGGCAUGGUAGAUACAAUUUUCGCUGAUGUAGCCCAACCGGACCAAGCGAGAAUCGUGAGUUUGAACGCUCAACAUUUUUUGAAGAACGGCGGACAUUUUGUGAUAUCAAUUAAGGCCUCAUGCAUAGAUUCAACGGCGCAACCGGAAGCUGUAUUCGCUGCGGAAGUGAAGAAAUUACAAGCUGACAAAUUGAAACCGCAGGAACAACUCACAUUGGAGCCCUACGAAAGGGAUCACGCGGUAGUGGUGGGGGUUUUCAGACCGCCUCCGAAGAAAGCAUAGACAAUAUAGACUAUUUUUUUAAUUUUGGUGCCUAAUGUGAGAAGUGCAUUUGUUGUGAAAUGUGGAAUUUCGGUGUUAUGUUUUUAUUUGAAUUGAAAAUUACAUGCAAUAUUUUUUUGACAUAGAAUUUAAACGUUGUAAUUAUUUUUUCAAGAUAUUAUAAUCAUGUCUUUAUUGGCCCAUAUGGAAUAGACAGAGCCAUUAGUAUCACAAACACUGAAAGGCCGCGUUCAGAUUGAUGAUGUAUGAGAUUUUUCAACAUGUAAAUGCACAAUACUAUGUAUUGCUGCUACAGAUUGUCAUAUUAUUCAUUAUUUAUGUAAUUUGUACAUAAAUUUUUAUAUAAAUUGAAACAUAACACUAUUUUCAAAUGUUAAGCGAUUGUAAGAUAGGACAUACAAGGUGAUGUAUGAUAGUUUUAAGUAAAUAUAUUUGUAAUAAGAGUACAUA
Molecule: messenger RNA, 1593 nt
Organism: Amyelois transitella
Lineage: Eukaryota; Metazoa; Arthropoda; Insecta; Lepidoptera; Pyralidae
Gene: Fib
Product: rRNA 2'-O-methyltransferase fibrillarin
Exons: 9
Coding region: 175-1143 (322 amino acids)
Biological process (GO): box C/D sno(s)RNA 3'-end processing; rRNA methylation
Cellular component (GO): small-subunit processome; nucleolus; box C/D methylation guide snoRNP complex
Molecular function (GO): RNA binding; histone H2AQ104 methyltransferase activity; rRNA methyltransferase activity
Source: RefSeq, a predicted model, not a curated record